Messenger RNA from Hemibagrus wyckioides, 1389 nucleotides. It is a transcript of the gene suclg1, whose product is annotated as succinate-CoA ligase GDP/ADP-forming subunit alph. NCBI's taxonomy places the organism in Eukaryota, Metazoa, Chordata, Actinopteri, Siluriformes, Bagridae. The transcript has 9 exons. Bases 105 to 1085 code for a protein of 326 amino acids. Gene Ontology annotation, biological process: tricarboxylic acid cycle. Gene Ontology annotation, cellular component: mitochondrion; succinate-CoA ligase complex (ADP-forming). Gene Ontology annotation, molecular function: succinate-CoA ligase (ADP-forming) activity; succinate-CoA ligase (GDP-forming) activity. The record is from RefSeq and is a predicted model, not a curated record.
GGCACUUGAAAAGACACUCGUGCGUGUGUGUGAGAGUGUGUAGUAGUGUGUGUGUAUAUAUGUGUGUGUGUGUGUGCGUGUGUGUCAUUGCUGAGUGACCCAGGAUGUCUCACUGCAGACUGCUCGCGCGGCUCCUGUUGCAGCAGCAGCAGGUUGGAGUCCGGCGCUGUUACACGGCCACACGGAAAAGUCUCUACAUCAACAAGGACACUAAAGUCAUCUGUCAGGGCUUCACAGGGAAACAGGGAACCUUCCACAGUCAGCAGGCUCUGGAUUAUGGCUCCAAGUUAGUCGGAGGUGUGUCUCCUGGAAAAGGCGGGAAAACUCACCUGGGGUUGCCGGUGUUCAACUCAGUGAAGGAGGCGAAGGCGGGAACAGGAGCCGAUGCCACGGUGAUCUAUGUUCCUCCUCCAUUUGCGGCGGCCGCCAUCAUCGAGGCCAUCGACGCUGAGAUCCCGCUGGCAGUGUGUAUCACGGAGGGAAUCCCACAGCAGGACAUGGUGCGGGUCAAACACAAGCUCCUGCGCCAGAACAUCACCCGCCUCAUCGGCCCCAACUGCCCCGGGGUCAUUAAUCCUGGAGAGUGUAAGAUCGGGAUCAUGCCCGGACACAUUCACAAGAAAGGAAGAAUCGGCAUCGUGUCGAGGUCCGGUACUCUGACGUACGAAGCGGUGCACCAGACGACGCAGGUGGGACUCGGCCAGUCUCUGUGUGUCGGAAUCGGUGGAGAUCCGUUUAACGGCACCGACUUCAUCGACUGUCUGGAGGUGUUUCUGCAGGACCCCAAAACUGAGGGGAUCAUCCUGAUCGGAGAGAUCGGAGGAAACGCUGAGGAGAACGCUGCCGAGUUCCUGAAACAACACAACACUGGUGCCAACGCUAAACCAGUGGUGUCAUUCAUCGCCGGUCUCACGGCACCACCCGGCAGGAGGAUGGGUCACGCUGGUGCCAUCAUCGCAGGAGGAAAGGGCGGGGCUAAAGAGAAGAUUGCCGCCCUGCAGUCGGCCGGCGUGGUGGUCAGCAUGUCCCCCGCCCAGCUGGGAAGCACCAUCUUCAAGGAAUUCGAGAAGAGGAGGAUGCUGUAACGUGAACAAGAAGCCGGAUGAGCCACGUCGAAGCCGCACCAGUCUUUUAUUAUAUUUUUUUCCAGCCAUGAUAUUCCGAAUUCUGGAAAAAAAAAUGUCCAGAAUGUUCCUAAUCACACAGCGAGCCGUGACAGUCAUAAUAAGUCCCUGUGUGAAGUUAAAUCCGUUGAUGUACAGGUGAGCACAGGGGGAGAGGGGCGGGGCGUGUACGGUGUGUAUCACCUCCAUCUUCACCUCCACCUCGUCUCUCAUCACACCAUUCUGCACAGUCUGAAAUAUAAUAUAACUCUCUUUCCUCCUCCUG